AUAUGCAGGUGACAGGUGAAUCACACACACACACACUGCAGCUCCCCUCAGAAAGACAGCAAGAUGGUUUUCACAGUCAAGGACAUGAGCUUUAAUGCCGGAACAGAGUUAAAAAUCUCCGGGAAGGUCAAAUCCGACUGUGAAGGGUUCUCUAUUAACGUGGGUCAUGACUGUGACAACAUAGCGCUUCACUUUAACCCUCGAUUCACUCAGAGCGGAGACUCUCGUGUUAUCAUCUGUAACUCAAAUCUGGGCGGAUGGGGCGAUGAACACCGUGAACCAUGUUUCCCUUUUGAACAGGGCCAAGAGUUUAAGCUGAGCAUCACCUUCAACAACGAAACCUUUUAUAUCAAACUACCUGACGGCAACAUGAUGAGCUUCGCAAACCGUCUCGGGGACGACUCAUUCAGUCACAUUCAUGUUCACGGUGAUGUGAAGGUUCACAGCGUUAAGGUCAAAUGAUGAAGGAUGAAGACGAAUGAAAAACUCCACUCCGACCUGUCAAAUAAAUCCUCUGAGACAA
Triplophysa dalaica is the source of this 523-nucleotide messenger RNA. It is a transcript of the gene lgals2b, whose product is annotated as lectin, galactoside-binding, soluble, 2b. The transcript is spliced from 4 exons. The coding region runs from base 64 to 462 and encodes 132 amino acids. Lineage: Eukaryota; Metazoa; Chordata; Actinopteri; Cypriniformes; Nemacheilidae. The record is from RefSeq and is a predicted model, not a curated record. Gene Ontology annotation, molecular function: laminin binding; carbohydrate binding; galactoside binding.